AUGGGAGAACCAGUGAUCCAUGAGUGCCUGGAGGCCAUCGAAGCCACCUACUCCAGUUGCCCGGAUCUGAAGGAUACCCUGCUUGAGAAUACUGAGACCUGGUCCACCGAUGGAAGCAGCUAUGUCAUCAGUGGAAGGCAUGCUGGGGCCAUUAUGGCUAAGUAUGACCUCGAGGCCCGCAAGGCCAUGCAGGAGCAGCUGGCCAGGAACAAGGAGCUGAUGCAGAAGGUGCGGGUGGAACCGCCCGAGGAGGAGCUGUGUGAGGUGCCUGAGAAGGACACUACAGCCUUGCCUGUGCCCACUGGGGCCAGUGGGGCUAAUCCCUGGAUGCUGGGCAAGCCCAGUGGCCCGGCCCUGGAACCUGAGGCACAGGAGGGUCCAAGAGAUGACACAGUGCUUGCUACUGUGGAGAGCAAGGACGAGAUGGAAGAGGGGGAGGAAUUAUCAGAGGAAGAAGCUCUGCUGCAAGACUUCAAGCAGAAGCGACGGGAGCGGACAGGGAGCCCGGAGGGGCAUGGUGAGGAGCUUGAGGCCCCGUGCUGGGUAGGCUGGGAGUGCUGUGGGGCUGGCCAAAGGAAGGGGGAUCUGGGGAUAGUUUUUGGCUGGUUUCACACAGCUGUCCUUACUCUCUGCCCUGUGAAGUGACCAUUUCUACCCUCAACAGGUAAAAAACAGCAACCUGUAGGUGCCGCUGAGACUGAGGCCAGUGCUGAGCAGCCUAGGGACAGCCCAGUCCCCCCAGCCUGCACUGAGGAGCUGGGAGACAGCCCAGUCCCCCCAGCCUGCGCUGAGGAGCUGCGAGACAGCCCAGUCCCCCCAGCCUGCGCUGAGGAGCUGCGAGACAGCCCAGUCCCUCCAGCCUGUGCUGAGGAGCUGGUGAGUGCAGGGCUGGAGCCGCCGCCUCAGGCCCAGGAGCAGCUCCUGCUCUCAGAGCAGCUGCACCGUGUGCAGACCUUGGAGGAUAUGGAGAGACUGGCCAAGGAGGAGCUUGUGGAAGAGCAGGAGAAGCUGGUAGCCCCAAGAGCAGGGAAGCAAGCACAGCAGCAGGAGGAAGGCAGAGCUGGGGACAAACGUACCAAGAAAACACCAGCAAAGAAGAAGAUGAUCAGCCUGGAGGCUGUGCUGGAUGGGAAGCCCCAGGAGGUGGACUGCCCCAGCCUGCCUGUGGUCCUGGAGGAGGAGGAGGGUGGCAUCGAGCAGCGCGGGAUGAUCACGGAGGCCUUUGCUGGGGAUGACGUGGUCGCCGACUUCCGCCGGGAGAAGCGCAAGGCGGAGGAGGCGGCGAAGCCGCAGCCGGUGAACCUGGUGCUGCCAGGCUGGGGCGAGUGGGGCGGCACGGGGCUGAAACCCAGCGCCAGGAAGAUCAAGAGGUUCCUGAUCAAGCCGCCCCCGGCGCCUCCGCGGAAGGAUCAGCACCUGCCCCACGUCAUCAUGAGCGAGAAGCGCAACAUCCACGCGGCAGCGCAUCAGGUCAGCGAGCUGCCCUUCCCCUUCGAGCGGCACCAGCAGUUCGAGCAGAGCAUGCGGACACCUGUGGGCCCCACGUGGAACACUCAGCGUGCCUUCCAGAAGCUGACGGCCCCUCGAGUCAUCACCCGCAUUGGCCACAUCAUCCAGCCCAUCUCAGCCGAGGAUGUCCCUGACACAGCCCCUGGCAGCGGGGCCAGGCUCGGGGGGGAGGCCGUGCCCGGGGAGAAGACCGUGCCCAGGAGGAAGGCCGUGCCCGGGGGGAAGGCUGUGCCCAGGAGGAAGGCCGUGCCCGAGGGGAAGGCCAUGCCCAGGGAGAAGGCCGUGCCCGGGGGGAAGGCCGUGCCCAGGAGGAAGGCCGUGCCCGAGGGGAAGGCCAUGCCCAGGGAGAAGGCCGUGCCCGGGAGGAAGGCUGUGCAGCCCCGGCACCGCAGAGCACAGUAGCUCUGUGUCUGCCGCCUGAGGGCUCGAACUGGAGCAAGCAGAGGAACCAGGAGCAGCUCCUGGUUCUGUUCAGUUCCUUCUACCUCUUUCUCUGCAAUAAAACCCAGGGCUGCCCUUCC
This is a messenger RNA of Hirundo rustica (Barn swallow), 2030 nucleotides long. Its product is annotated as U3 small nucleolar RNA-associated protein 14 homolog C-like. Gene Ontology annotation, cellular component: nucleolus; small-subunit processome. The transcript is spliced from 6 exons. Lineage: Eukaryota; Metazoa; Chordata; Aves; Passeriformes; Hirundinidae. The record is from RefSeq and is a predicted model, not a curated record. Gene Ontology annotation, biological process: rRNA processing.